Suillus discolor is the source of this 1083-nucleotide messenger RNA. RefSeq lists its product as uncharacterized. Lineage: Eukaryota; Fungi; Basidiomycota; Agaricomycetes; Boletales; Suillaceae. The transcript has 5 exons. The coding region runs from base 1 to 1083 and encodes 360 amino acids. The record is from RefSeq and is a predicted model, not a curated record.
AUGAUUGCUGCUGCUGCAAUUGUUGCUAUCUAUGUGCUUUCAGGUGACAAGGAACUGCUUGAAACUGGCCAGACAACUAAAAUUCCAUAUCAUGCCUACCAUGAUUUCUACCGUGAAUGCCUGAUGAUGGGAGGUGCUUGGGCAUGCCAGGUUCUCACAUUCUUCAACCAGGCCCUGUUUCCAGCCACUUCCUCACUCACUACUGCUCCUGUUCUCGAUGAAGGGGACCCAGCUCAGUCGUGGGAAUUAGACUUUGAGCGUGCAAUAGAUGAGGGAGGCGAGCCGCUAGUCAUCACUUCUAAUGCUCUCCCUGCAAGUGCUCCCCCUUCUCUCACAAGAUCAUCACCUGUCAUGCUUGAUCUCAUGGCAGGACCUGGUAUGCAACCAGAUCCAAAUCCAACUCCUAUUGCAAAUCCUGCUGAAUCAAACUCAAACUCUACUGCGAUGCAAGCUCUUGCUUUGGUACAUGGUCGAGAGGAUGUUUACUUGACAUCAUCAACAUCAUUUAAAUUUGGCGAAGCUCAAUUAUUGUGCUCAGCAACACCAAGCUCAGCAGAACUCUCCACACACAUCCCAACCAACAGCAAACAUCAUCCACUGAACACCACGUCAUUGGCACCUAUGCUCACACCACCAUUCCCACCACUCACACCAGGACCAUUCCCAUCAUAUGUACCACCAUCUGCAUCACUCACACCUCGCCAAGCUAGGACCAUGUGCACUAUGCUGCCACCACCAUUUCCAACCUUCAUCCCACCCAAUCAGCAACCGGCACCAUGCACAAAUGCCCCACGCACACCAGCAAGUGCUGACGUGGCACAAACACUUGCGGAUGACACUAGGACACAGGAGAAGAGGAAAGGAGGAGAGGAGGAGAGGAGGAGAGGAGAGGAGGAGAGGAGGAGAGGAGGAGAGGAGGAGAGGAGGAGAGGAGGAGAGGAGGAGAGGAGGAGAGGAGGAGAGGAGGAGAGGAGGAGAGGAGGAGAGGAGGAGAGGAGGAGAGGAGGAGAGGAGGAGAGGAGGAGAGGAGGAGAGGAGGAGAGGAGGAGAGGAGGAGAGGAGGAGAGGAGGAGAGGAGGAUGA